This is a messenger RNA of Gasterosteus aculeatus aculeatus (three-spined stickleback), 4337 nucleotides long. It is a transcript of the gene ntn1a, whose product is annotated as netrin 1a. Gene Ontology annotation, cellular component: basement membrane. The record is from RefSeq and is a predicted model, not a curated record. Gene Ontology annotation, biological process: animal organ morphogenesis; tissue development; motor neuron axon guidance. Gene Ontology annotation, molecular function: protein binding. Lineage: Eukaryota; Metazoa; Chordata; Actinopteri; Perciformes; Gasterosteidae.
GGGUAGAGAGAUAGAGAGAGGUUGUGGAAGGAAGGACUUGCUAUAAGGACACCAGCGACUCUUAAAAUCCAGCCGCUCCUCUGCUUUUGCGCAGGAGAUUUAUUUUUUUAUUUUUUCGAAGGAACAAUACAGGAAAACGGGACAAGCCGUGAUUGGAGCCCGUUAGGAGGAAAAUUAUUAAUUUGUCUUUAAAUAAUUCUCAGCCGGCAGAGCCACUUGGGAACCGAGGGACACCUUCCACGAUGAGGGCCGUGGACGUUGCGCUGGCGGUGCUGCUCGCCGCGUCCCUGUCGUGCCGGAGCGCGCUCGGCGGCUACGGGGCGAGCCUGUUCGCGGCGCAGACCUCCCCCCCGGACCCUUGCAACGACGAGCACGGCAACCCGCGCCGCUGCAUCCCGGACUUCGUCAACGCCGCCUUCGGCAAGGACGUGAGGGCGUCCAGCUCCUGCGGCAAGACGCCCGGCCGCUACUGCGUGGUGACGGCGGCGGAGAAAGGGGACGAGAGGACGAGGAGCUGUCACACGUGCGACGCCUCGGACCCCAAGAAGUGCCGCCCGCCGGCGUACCUGACGGACCUCAACAACCCGCACAACCUCACCUGCUGGCAGUCGGAGAACUUCGUCCAGUACCCGCAGAACGUCACGCUGACCCUGUCGCUGGGCAAGAAGUUCGAGGUGACCUACGUGAGCCUGCAGUUCUGCUCGCCCCGACCCGAGUCCAUGGUCAUCUACAAGUCCAUGGACUACGGCAAGACGUGGGUGCCCUUUCAGUUCUACUCGACGCAGUGCAGGAAGAUGUACAACAAGCCCAACAGGGCCGCGAUCACCAAGCAGAACGAGCAGGAGGCGGUCUGCACGGACUCGCACACCGACAUGUACCCGCUGACCGGCGGGCUCAUCGCCUUCAGCACGCUGGACGGCAGGCCGUCGGCGCACGACUUCGACAACUCCCCGGUGCUGCAGGACUGGGUGACGGCCACCGACGUCAAGGUGAUCUUCAGCCGGCUGCACACGUUCGGCGACGAGAACGAGGACGACUCGGAGGUGGCGCGGGACUCGUACUUCUACGCCGUGUCGGAUCUGCAGGUCGGCGGGAGGUGCAAAUGCAACGGGCACGCGUCCCGGUGCGUGAAGGACCGGGACGGGGGUCUGGUGUGCGAGUGCAAGCACAACACCGGCGGGCCGGAGUGCGACAGGUGCAAGCCGUUCCACUACGACAGGCCGUGGCAGAGAGCCACGGCCCGCGAGGCCAACGAGUGUGUCGCCUGCAACUGUAACCUCCACGCCCGGAGGUGCCGCUUCAACAUGGAGCUGUACAAGCUGUCGGGGAGGAAGAGCGGCGGCGUCUGCCUCAACUGUCGCCACAACACUGCGGGACGCCACUGCCACUACUGCAAGGAGGGCUACUACAGAGACCUGUCCAAGCCCAUCUCACACAGGAAGGCCUGCAAAGCAUGUGAUUGCCAUCCCGUGGGCGCUGCUGGCAAAACCUGUAACCAAACCACAGGACAAUGUCCCUGUAAAGACGGCGUGACCGGUAUCACGUGCAACCGCUGCGCUAAAGGCUACCAGCAGAGCCGCUCGCCCAUUGCCCCCUGCAUAAAGAUUCCAGUUGCACCUCCUACAACCCCAUCCAGCAGCACCGAGGAACCGUCAGACUGUGACUCUUACUGCAAAGCAUCGAAAGGCAAACUGAAGAUCAACAUGAAGAAGUACUGCAAGAAAGAUUACGCUGUGCAGGUGCACAUCCUGAAGGCGGACAAGUCCGGCGAGUGGUGGAAGUUCACCGUCAACAUCAUCUCCGUCUACAAGCAAGGCGAGAGCCGCAUCCGCCGCGGCGACCAGUUCCUGUGGGUCCGCGCCAAGGACGUGGCCUGCAAGUGUCCCAAGAUCAAGCCCGGGAAGAAGUACCUGCUGCUGGGCAACGACGAGGACUCCCCCGGCCAGGGCGGAGUGGUGGCGGACAAAGGCAGCCUGGUCAUCCAGUGGAGGGACACGUGGGCGCGCAGGCUCAGGAAGUUCCAGCAGCGCGAGAAGAAUGGCAAGUGCAAGAAGCCGUAGGGCGGGAGGGAAAAGUGAAAAAUGAAAUAAGAUGGAGAGGAGUUCAAGAGAAAAGCUGAGCGGGUGAAAAAAAAAUCUAAAGAGGGGCAGGCGGAGGACCGUGGUCAGACCCGUGGACAGACAACAGACUGUUUGUGUCGCCGCUUUUUCGUGUAGAAGCAUGAAGAGAAUUAUUUAGGAUGAUUUGUUUUUUCUAGUGAACAUUUGUUGAAGGAGCUCACCUCGCAGAUUUGGUUUCAUGGUUUAUUUUACUUUGAGGUUUUGCCUCUCUUGUGGAUUUGCCGAAUUUGCACCUAUUACCAGCAUAUAAAGUUAUUUGUGUUUUUUUCUCUUUGUUUAUCUCAGUAUGAAAUCAUUAUAUUCUAAUGUUUAAAUUUCAUGGACACUUGCUGCUGGUGCAAAAAUGACACAGAGAGAAAAGCAAAAAGCGCCAUUUAACUGGCGGUGCAACUUUUUGCCGCUGCAUGGUUUACUUGUUAUAUUCUUAACAAAGAGGCAAGUUCGUUUCACCAAAUCUGAUUGAGGGAUGAGCAAUGUCCUCUGUUAAGAAUUUUCCCAUGAAAAAAAUAUAUUGUUUUUUUAAGCAACAUAAAUGUAUUAUACAUUCUCCGUCCCGUACAAAUUCUGAGCAGUUCAGCAAGUCAAGAAACAAGACAUCUGUCAUUUAAUAUUUUUACAAAUUCAGAAGAUCUAAGUGACAUAAGAAGGAAAGAAACAGUGUUGAAAUAUUUUAACUCCCUUCACACUUGACUGGUUACAUGUUGGUGGUUCAGUAUUACUACAAACCUGCAUGUAAAUGCAUCUCAUUUAUGACUAAAAGGUUUAAUUCACCACCCGGUGCUUCCACAUAAUGACCACAGAUAUUCACAAAAUUAGGAGAUUUUUCUUUUUUUAACCCAUUACGUGUGUUUAGUUAAAAAGUUGUAGUUCAUUGUGCAAAGUGGAUGCAUUAUAUAUUAUAGCUGUGCCCAUUAAGUACUGAAUGCUGUCAGAUAAUACUGGGUAAAAUGUCCCAUUUAACCCCGUCGAUGCCCACAGUAGAAAGCAAUGGUUUUAGGUGUAAAGAAAAGGAAAACAGUGUCCUUACCUCAUGCCGUGCAGACGUUAAUCCUGGUGCAGGAAAGUAAAACACCUUAAGUGCAACCGCACCUCGGAAAAAUAAUCAACAAUCCUGAAUUCUGGAAUAGAUUAGGGAUGAAAACCUCCAACGCUCUCUUUUGCAAACACAAUGCACGAGUGUACAUUCGUUGUGCGACCAGUCAGAAGCCACAGUCUCCCUUUGGCCUGUCACUUUAAAUUCUCUUCACUUUGACACUUUGGCGCAGGGAGGAACGGGGUGAAUUGCAAUCAGUUGACGCUGCUUGAUUUCGAGCAUCAUCGCUCGUUUGUUUGUGUGCCGUUCGGUCUGAGGAACGCGUGGUAAAAGUACGUAGUGUGUCCGACGUUUCUCAAGCUGGAGUUCUUCUCAGUCCGUACCCAAAAAUACGUAGUCAAUUAUUUUUUGGUUCAUAAAAUCCCAUCUAGCACCUUUUAGUUUGCUCUGAAGUCCUGUUUAAUCUUAUCGAUUUAUACUGUUUGAAAGAAUCAUAAAGAUUCCAAUAUCUCUCAAAUGCCCCCUGGAAGGCUUUUAAAACCACGAGAAAUCAGAAUCACCUGCAUUCAACUGUAAAAUAAAAUCAACAGAUGCCCGUAACGCUGAAAUACUUCAGUCUUUACUGAAUUUUUCUUCUUUUAUCUACGAUCAAUCAAUUGAUUGUAACUGUACUCACACACGCACACACACACACACACACACACACACACAGUAUAUUCACAUAUGCCCGUCUUUCAUUGUUAACUUUACAUUACAUGUUUGUUUCCGUUUGGCACAUUGUAAUCUGUAAUCCCACCUCUCUGGUCUCUGUGGCCUCAUGCUGUAAAUUUCACACCGAUGGUUUUGACAAGCUUCCUGAUGAAACGCUUCACAGCUGUCAAAGCAUUGCUUUGUGUUCAUACUAUGAAAUUGUAAAUGUUGUUUAGUUGUCACCAUUGCCAAGACAUUUUUUUUUCAAUGUUGUUUUACAAUGCGUACUAAUAUAUUAUGGUUAUUAUAUAUGAAUAUAUUUAAUGACACAAGACAUUGUGGAUUUUAUUGUCUUUAACUAUUUUUUUUUUUUUUUUACUUGUGGUUGUUUAGAUCGUUGCCACUAAAGAAAGACAUAAUAACUACUGAACACACAAACCUGGUAGAACUACAUUCAGAUUUUCAGUUGAAAUAAACUCGUUACAUUGAAAACA